This is a messenger RNA of Westerdykella ornata, 1067 nucleotides long. RefSeq lists its product as uncharacterized. NCBI's taxonomy places the organism in Eukaryota, Fungi, Ascomycota, Dothideomycetes, Pleosporales, Sporormiaceae. The record is from RefSeq and is a predicted model, not a curated record. Gene Ontology annotation, cellular component: mitochondrion; cytoplasm; membrane. Bases 119 to 628 code for a protein of 169 amino acids. The transcript has 4 exons.
GGGAAGGAAGUUGGGGAUUGAGAGGAUCUGGGUCUUGUUUGUUUGAGGGAAGGAAAGUCAUAAGACAAGAAAGAGAGGGAAGGGAAGGCAGGAACGGGAAGAUUGGGAUUGGAACGGGAUGGUUUUGCGGUGGUAUCAAGCGAAGCUCAGGUCGGCGCCGGUGCUGACGCAGAGUGUAACGACGGCAAUUCUCUUCGCAGCGGGGGACGUGCUCUCGCAGCAGGCGGUCGAGAAGGCCGGAUGGGAGAGGCAUAGUCUGGCCAGGACGGGCCGUAUGGCUGCGUAUGGAGGCUUAAUCUUCGGCCCCGCCGCCACCCACUGGUACCGCAUCCUCAACUCGCGCAUCACCCUCUCCAGCGCCCCCCGCAGCAUCGCCGCACGCAUCGCAGCGGACCAAUUCGUCUUCGCGCCCGUCAACCUCGCGCUGUUCCUCUCGAGUAUGUCGUACCUCGAGGGCGGGGACCCGAAGGAGAAGCUAAGAAGGGCCUGGCUGCCCGGGUACGUGAAUAAUUGCCUGCUGUGGCCGUGGGUGCAGGCGGUGAAUUUCAGCGUCGUGCCGUUGGAGCAUCGGGUUUUGGUUGUGAAUUGUGUUGCGCUGGGUGAGUGGGAAGUUUCGUUUUUUUGGUGAUGUAUUUUUGUUCUUCUCUUUCCUUUUUUCCCCUCGAGUUUCCUUAUUCCGUCGUCAUACUUUUUUUAUUGUCGAGCAUGAGAGGUAUGGAUAUGCUGCAAAAACGGGAAGGGAGAAGACGAAGAGGAAGCAGGAAGCGGGAAGAUUUCGAAGAGGUAUCCGUUGAUGACUUGGGCACGAAAAAGCAAGGUGACGGCCGGCAUAGCCUCGAAACCUGUAGGAGCCGAAAGUGUGUCUGGGCUCACGGAGUGAUCGCGUUAAACUACUGGAAAGUAACCCAAACACUAACGGAUCUCCCUAGGAUGGAACUGCUACCUCAGCUACCUCAACAGCUCCGGCGGCAGCGCCUCCGACACCCAGGCUCCGCGUGUGAAGAAAGCGUAGCACUGUCGGUCAGUUGUGCAGCGUUUAGCUACCUGGGAAUGGAAUAGAGGUGGAG